Molecule: messenger RNA, 1644 nt
Organism: Eleginops maclovinus (Patagonian blennie)
Lineage: Eukaryota; Metazoa; Chordata; Actinopteri; Perciformes; Eleginopidae
Product: claudin-10-like
Exons: 5
Coding region: 493-1203 (236 amino acids)
Biological process (GO): cell adhesion; bicellular tight junction assembly
Cellular component (GO): plasma membrane; bicellular tight junction
Molecular function (GO): structural molecule activity
Source: RefSeq, a predicted model, not a curated record
CUUUAAGCAUACCUUAAUGCUAGUACUUUUGUACACGCACAGUUUUGAAAGCAGAACAUUUACUUGUAACAGAGUACUUCUACACAGCGGUAUUGCUCUAAGUAAAAGAUCACACAGAGCAAAAAAAUAAUUUGUGCAUGCCCACAGCUGCUUAAAUUUUAAAAGUCAUUACUAAUGUCGUCACAAUACUUUCUACAUCCAGAACAUUCAGUCCACAUCCUCUACGACAGCGAGUCACAGUGACGUGCACUGGAUGAAAAUAGACCAUUGGCCACUUGGAAGUUUAAAGCCAAACUCCUCCUACGGAAUAUAACAGUCCACAACACAUUAACUAUCAAUCACAGCCGAUCCAUUGAACUUAGUAGUGCAGAGUUCAGCUACAUUUUAAACAAGCUUUACUAGCAAGGGAACCAUUAAUCAAUUUAAGGUCUCACUAACCUAAUUGGUCGUCACACAGCAGAGUGGAGGAGUCCUCUCUGCAGAAAAAGCAGCAUGUUUCAGGAGAUAGUGGGUUUUAUUUUAAGCACUUCGGGCUGGGUGCUGGUCUCCUCCACCUUACCGACGGACUACUGGAAGGUUUCUUCCCUUGAUGGAACAGUUAUCACUACAGCUACCUACUGGUCGAAUCUGUGGAAGACCUGUGUCACCGAUUCAACCGGAGUCUCCAACUGCAAAGACUUUCCCUCGAUGUUGGCACUGGAUGGCUAUAUCCAAGCUUGCAGAGGACUGAUGAUUUCAGCCAUCUGUUUGGGAUUCUUUGGUUCCACAUUUGCUCUUGUUGGAAUGAAAUGCACCAAAAUCGGAGGAACAGACAACAACAAAGCCAGGAUUGCCUGCUUUGCUGGAGUAAAUUUCCUUUUAAGUGGCAUCUGCUCACUUUCAUCAUGCUCCCUCUAUGCUCAUCGGAUUACAUCAGAGUUUUUUGACCCAAUGUUUAUUGCACAGAAGUAUGAACUUGGAGCUGCUCUCUUUAUUGGCUGGUCAGGUUCUAUCCUCUGUAUCCUCGGAGGCACCAUGCUCUGUUUCUCCAUCGCAGGUUCUUUCACCAAAAGCCACAGUCAGGCAAACUAUAUUUACAAAGGUACUGCUUCUCAUAUCUCCUCCUACCCGAGAGGGCAGGCAAAGCCUGUAAACCCGAGGCCACCCCCAGACUACAGCAACUCCUCCAGGAUGCAGCACUUUGAUAAGAAUGUUUAUGUUUGAGGGAUGUGAAUAUCAAACACUUAAAGUUGACGCCACUAAUGACUCUUAAAAUAUCUACUCUAUACUAUGUGAAAGAUACAGCACACUGAAACAUGGUGGUUUCUGUCUAAAAGCACUGAUAUAUGCUAAUAUUAAUCUGUGGCUCAUUAGGAUUUAUGUUUAAAAGUGUAACUGUUUCUUCCAGGGGUCCAUAGUUCAUAGUAGUAUAUUACAGUUUACUCUCUGAAUUUGAGAAAUGUAUAUUUUCUAUUUAGCAGACAACUUCUGUAUUUGGCAGGUACAUAUUGCUGCACAUUGAAUGUUAGAAUUAUGUACCAUGAUAAAGGCAAAAUCCCCCCAAAAAACAUUUGGUCAGGGAUUGGAUUUUAUAAUCUAACUUUUGCAAAUGUUUUCUUUUUUUAAUUUUUUUUAUGUAUUUGGCAAUAAAGGGUGUUUAAGACA